GUGUGGGGAGGCUUACAAAAAUGCAUAUACCUAAGGACGUGCCUGAACCUGUCGCGCAUGCGCAAAGUGCUCGGCGACAGACCGUUCAGCUCCUAACGCUAGCGGCUGUUCUGGCGGAAGAAAAAAGGUUGCUGUAAGGAAAGUGCACUCUACACAGGUGUAAAGGUGGAGUGUUGCGGCGGGAUGUUAAUGGCACUUUGACUAAAGAUCUGAGAGGAUAUCCUGAUCAUUCCACUUCUUCACAAACAAACAAACAUGAAAAUAGCAGUGGAAGGCUGCUGCCAUGGCGAGCUGGACAAGAUCUACGAGACCAUUGGCUACCUGGAGCGUAAAGAAGGGAUUAAGGUGGACCUGCUGCUGUGCUGCGGGGAUUUCCAGGCUGUGAGGAAUGAAGGAGACCUGAAGUGCAUGGCAGUGCCUCAAAAGUACAGGCACAUGCAGACCUUUUACAAGUACUAUUCAGGGGAGAAGAAAGCACCAGUCCUGACCAUCUUCAUUGGUGGCAACCAUGAGGCUUCUAACCAUCUGCAGGAACUUCCCUAUGGAGGCUGGGUGGCCCCAAAUAUAUAUUAUUUGGGUUAUGCCGGUGUCGUCCGCUACAGAGGGAUACGGAUUGGUGGCCUGUCUGGGAUUUUUAAAUCACAUGAUUACAGAAAAGGACAUUAUGAGUUUCCACCCUACAACCAAGAAACCCUGCGCAGCGUCUACCACAUUAGAAACAGCGACGUCUUUAAGCUUAAACAGAUCCACAUGCCCAUAGAUGUGUUCAUGACACACGACUGGCCACGUGGCAUCUACCACUACGGGAGCACGGAGCAGCUGUUGAGGAAGAAGAAGUUCCUGCGUGAUGAGGUAGAGUCGGGGACGCUGGGUAGUCCAGCUGCCGCUGAGCUCCUCAAUCACCUGCAGCCCAGCUACUGGUUCUCUGCACAUCUCCACGUCAAAUUCGCCGCCAUGAUGCAGCACGAGGCCAGAGGUAAUGCUGCUCCCAAGACCACGAAGUUCCUCUCUCUGGACAAGUGUCUUCCUCAUAGAGACUUCCUUCAGGUAGUAGAGAUAGCGGACAGACCUGGCUCCUCUGAACAGCUGGAGUAUGACCCAGAGUGGUUAGCCAUCUUGAAGGCCACCACCCGCCUUCAGAAACCUUCACCAAACAUCUGGCACCCACCUGAGAAUAACGGCCUACACACUCGCUGGGACUACAGUGCAUCAGAGGAAGCCAUGAUGGAGAUAGUGAGCGCUUUAAAUGGUGAGCUCAGCAUCCCGGAGAACUUCAGUCCAACAGUGCCCGCUUUUGACCCGUCUCGCCCUCAGCCCCACACCCCCCCAGCCUACUGCACCAACCCCCAGACCACAGAGUUGUGUGCCACUCUCGGCCUCGUCGACGUCUACGCCCUGGCAGGCCAGAGCACACAGAACUCUACAUCCUGGAAAGAGGAAGGAGCGAAGGAUGAAGAGGAGGACGAGGACAACCGGAGCUCAGGUAGCGUGGAUGAACCCAGCGAGUACCCAACAGACACCUCGAUGCUCUUCAACUCUUACAACCCUGACGAGAUCACUAUUGAGGAUGAGUGGGAGGAGGAAGAGGAGGAGGAGGAGGAGAAGGAUGGAGGAGAGGUGAAAAAGACUGGGACGGAUGCAGUGGUUCCCGAGGCUCCAGCAGGAGCACAGGACAGUGAUCGGGACAGCAGUCCACGUCGAGAGGCCGUGGGCAGGCUUGUCUUGCCACCUCCUCGCACAGCAUCAGAAUCAGAUGAGCCCACAGAUUUGCCUCCAACUUCCACACCAUUCUCAGGCUGUUUCACCCAGAUGAGCUCAGAGGAAGAGGGGAGCAUGCCACCAGCAAGAGUGCCCAAGCGCCCUAGUGGAGAAACCAAGGGGUCAUUCAACCCCAUAGGCAACACCCCUAAAAUCAAACGGCGCAACCAGACCAUCUACGCAACAGCUGACGAUGAGGAGAGUUAGAAAGAGAGUGAACAUUUAUAGACUGAUGCAGAUUUAAUUUUUCUUUAACUAAGAGUACUUUUUAGUGUUCUUUUUUUAAAUAAGUUUGUUCAUUUAAGUACAUUUAAACAAAAGCUACCAUUAUUGUGGGACUUUUUUUUUUUUUUUCCCCCUUUUACAUACAAUCAUGGUCAUACAGUUGUAUGAAUCUCUCAGUGUCACUGAGAUGUGUUUAUUGCUCAUGAUAAACAUUUCCUUAUAACUCAUUUGGAUUCUUUAUAAAUCACAUUUAACACUUUGGUUUUUAGAUAAGACUCUCCACUGACGUUCAAGACAUCAUUUCAUCAAGACAUCAUCAUCUACUAUUCAGUUUUAACCUUCACAAUUUGUUUAAAAUACUGGUCACUUUAAUAGGAACACCUGCACAUUUACACACUUAUCUAAGCAGCCAGUCAUGUUGCAGCACAUUAAAAUGCAGUCUUCAGUGGUUGCUGAUAAUAAACACCAGAAUGGGGACAGAGUGUGAGCUCAAGCAGCUUUAAUUGUAACAGGAUUGUUGGUGUCAGAUAGUCUGGUUUUAAGUUUUUCAGAAACUUCUGAUUUCCUGUGAAUUUCACAAACAGUAAUCGAUAGUGGUUACACAGGGUGAUGUGAAAACCAGAAACCAUCCAAGAAGCAGCAGCUCUGAUGGUAAAAGUGCCUUGUUCAUGAGAAGACGUUUCAGCCCAGACUGGUUUAAGCUGACAGGAAGUCUACAGUUGUGGUGUGGCACCUUAAAAACGGUGGUGAAGAGAAAAGCAUCUCAGAAUGCACAACCUCGAGGUGGAUGAGAGACAGCAGCAGAAGACCACAUCAGGUUUCACUCGCUAAGAAGAAAAAUCUGAGGUGAGAAAGUGAACAGUUAAAGAGUAGAAAAAUAUGGACUGGUCUUUUUCUUUUGUUCAGUAGAAUCUUUUGAAUGAUCUGUGUUCAUAAAGGCAGAGCAACAUGGACAAACGUUUGUGGACAGCUGACCAGACCAUCCCAUUCUCCCUUUGCUGUUAAAAUAACCUCCACGCCACUGUGAAGGCACUAGAUGUUAGCGCGUGUCUGUGAGGAUUUGUGAUUGUUCAGCUACAAGAGCAUCAGCGAGAUCAGACACUGAUGUUGUAAGAGUGAGGAGGUCUGGGGUUAAGUUCGUCCUGAAAGAGUUCAGUGGGAUUGAGGUCAGAGUGCAGGACAAUCGAGUUCUUCAACUGGCAAACCAUAUCUUCAGGGAGCUCGCUUUGUGCACAGGAACGCCGUCAUACUGGGACGGGUUUGAGCCUCUUGGUUCCAAUAAAGGCAAACUGUAAUGCUACUGCACACACAGACAUUCUAGAUAACUUUGUGGUAACAGUUUGGAGAGUGUGUGAAGGUCAGAUAUCAAGAAGUAUAGCACAGAAAUCAGUUCACUGAAAUCAUCUUUAUUGCUAAACUGCUAAAUUACUGAGGGAUUCUUUGGGUAAUCUAAUCUACACUGAUCAGGCAUAACAUUAUGACAAUGUGCCUAAUAUUGUAUCGGUCCCCCUUUUGCUGCCAGAACAGCCCUGACCUAUCGAGGCAUGGACUCCACUAAAUCCCUGAAGGUAUCUGGCACCAAGAUGUUAGCAGCAGAUCCUUUAAGUCCUGUAAGUUGUGAGGAGGGGCCUCCAUGGAUCGGACUUGUUUGUCCAGUACAUCCCAUAGAUGCUGGAUUGGAUUGAGAUCUGGGGAAUUUAGAGGCCAAGUCAACACCUCAAACUGGAAACCUUAAGAGGAAUCAGGCUCAGAAGGGAACCUCAUCCUCAUUUGGGUUGGGUUACUAUUCACUGGACAGUAAAUAAUGUAAAUGUUGGUGUUCUUUUUUCAACUGACAGGUCAGCGUAGUUUAGGGGCAGUGGUAGCUCAAGACAUUAAGGCUCGGGGUUGUUGAUCAGAACUGCCAAGCUGCCACUGUGGGGAGGAACUUAACUGGCCUGCACAAAGUACUGACCUCAACCCAAUAGAAUACCUUUAGGGUGAAUUAGAGUGGACCUUCUCGUCCAACAUCAUUGCCUGACCUCACAAAUGCGCUUCUAGAGGAAUGGUCAAAAAUUCCCAUAAACACACUCCUAAACCUUGCGGAAAGCUUUCCCAGAAGAGUUGAAGCUGUUAUAGCUGCAAAGGGUGGGACAACUCCAUUUACCCUUAAACCCUAUGGAUUGAGAAUAGGAUGUCAUUAAAUUUCAUGUGCAUGUAAAGGCAGAUAUCCCAAAACUCUUGGCAAUAUAGUGUACAUAGCUGCCCCUGUGCUCUGACCCCCAACUUCCUCAGCUGGGAUAUGCAUGUUGUAUGUGUGGCGAUAAUAAAGGCUUCUGAGUUGAUUAUUGA
Messenger RNA from Hemibagrus wyckioides, 4314 nucleotides. RefSeq names its product debranching RNA lariats 1 (gene dbr1). Lineage: Eukaryota; Metazoa; Chordata; Actinopteri; Siluriformes; Bagridae. Gene Ontology annotation, cellular component: nucleus. The record is from RefSeq and is a predicted model, not a curated record. Gene Ontology annotation, biological process: mRNA splicing, via spliceosome. The transcript has 9 exons. Gene Ontology annotation, molecular function: RNA lariat debranching enzyme activity. The coding region runs from base 256 to 1965 and encodes 569 amino acids.